AUGCACGAUUUUUUGGGCAAUUUUAUUAAGUUUAACCAUUAUAACUAGUGGUAACUUUGACAAAAAUAAACAAAUCUUGAUCUUUGUGACAAAUAGUCAAUAAUUUGCAAAUUUGCAUAACGAUUAGUCGAUUACAGUCAACAGGACGGCGAUUAAUCAAUAGUACAAUGUUUACAAAAUAUUUCAGAUGUAUGUCGCAGAUAACGCGAUUUUAACUAGUUUUAGUCAUGUCUAGUCGUAGUUUAAGUGCAAUACUCGUAGUCCUAUCAGCGCUUGUAGCCGCCUGUCAUGCCUCCAACGGGGACCGCACCCAGUUCUUUCACAAUUGUCGACAGAACUGCGAGCGAACAAACUGUUCGGCAGAUGGUCUGGAGAUCCAAGAACAGGCAGUCAAGUUCUAUAAGCAGUCAGUGUUCGACCGGCUUUUCCAGUGGAGCUGCGCGGACGAGUGUCAGUAUGGUUGUAUGUGGCGCACUGUGUUGGCCUUUUUCGAGCGCGGAUGGCCUAUUCCUCAGUUUUAUGGCAAGUGGCCUUUCCUCCGUCUGCUGGGAAUGCAGGAGCCGGCAUCCGUAAUAUUCUCCCUUCUAAACUUUGCGGUGCACCUCCGCAUGCUACGAAAAUUCCGUCGGGAAGUGCGUCCAGACAGUCCCUGCUUCAUGCUGACCCAUAUAUUUGCUGUGACAAGUCUUAACGGCUGGAUCUGGUCUGCCAUCUUUCACACUAGGGACUUCCCGCUGACCGAGCUGCUGGACUAUGCCUUUGCUUAUUCAAUAAUUCUGUGCUCGCUGUACGUCAUGGUCAUGAGGAUGCUUCACCGCUACUCCCUGUUCCUCAGAGGUGUAAUAUCGCUAGCCUUCCUUUCCUACUACAUAAACUACUUUGCCUACUUGAGCGUGGGACGGUUCAACUAUACAUUUAACAUGAUAGUUAACGUGGCCACAGGAGUGAUCGCGGCCGUAGGAUGGUUUGUUUGGUGCCAUUUUGUGCGCAUACGAAGGCCAUACUUCCGGAGAAUUUUGCGCUUCUAUGUUCUCAUGGCGCUGGCCAUGAGCCUAGAACUGCUGGACUUUCCACCGAUCCUCUGGAUUUUAGAUGCUCACGCCUUGUGGCACCUGGCUACAGUUCCACUGGCUUCUCUGUACUACGACUUCAUGAUCGAGGACUGUCGAACCUUACGAAAAGAGAAAGCUGCGGCCGGCGGCUAUGCAUUCUACAAUUAGUAUUAUUCAGGACAUUAAAAACUAAAAUUCUGGAGUCAUUCUUAAGGAUGUUGAGAAAAAUCGCCUUGAAAGUAACCAGAUUUGCUGGAAAUGUUCUCGCUUCGUUUACAAAGACAUAAUAGAAACUUUAUUACAACAA
Drosophila eugracilis is the source of this 1359-nucleotide messenger RNA. It is a transcript of the gene PGAP3, whose product is annotated as post-GPI attachment to proteins factor 3. Gene Ontology annotation, molecular function: hydrolase activity, acting on ester bonds. Bases 228 to 1220 code for a protein of 330 amino acids. The record is from RefSeq and is a predicted model, not a curated record. Lineage: Eukaryota; Metazoa; Arthropoda; Insecta; Diptera; Drosophilidae. The transcript has 4 exons. Gene Ontology annotation, cellular component: endoplasmic reticulum membrane. Gene Ontology annotation, biological process: GPI anchor biosynthetic process.